GACACCUAAAGUUUGUCUUGUGCUACACACAUACAAAACACUUUCUUUACACUGCGAAUUCCCGACUUUCUGAGUUCAAGUAACGUUAGCAGCCCCAUUCCUUCUCCUGCCUUGCGCACACAUUUUUUAUUUUUCCCCACGUUUUCCUCCGCAAUUAUUCUGCAGUUAGUGAAAGGGCAAAAAAGGCAUAAAAGCAUUAAAUACCUUAGGAGGGCUGUUGUUGCGCUGGCUGAGCUGCAGCUCGGAUCUACAUUGGAGCAUCUAAGUUCAUCGGUAAAGUCCCGUCGUUUAGUCCCAUGCAUGUGUAAGAGUGAAACGCGCCUCCAUGAAGCUACAGUGGAGAAGAAGAAGACAGCCCCUCCGCUGCUCCCACCAGCAGUCCCAGGCAAUGCGAGCGUGCAUGACGUCAGUGGGAAUGUGGGAAAGCAGUGCGCACUCCUGAUUGGUUGCGACGGGUGCAGGGGGCGUUCCCGAGGAGGUUCGCGUCGUUGAAUUAACCAAUGACAGAAGAGAUGAUAGUUUCCUUGGUUACAAAUUUUGUCAACGCUGUACAGAGAGAGAGAGAGAGAGAGAGAUAGCGCAAGUCGAAGAUCUAAAGUUUGCAGGCACUGUAGUACAUGCACAUAGAGCUCUACAGCGAUGAGUGGAAUGGAUCUGCAUUCGUUCAUUACAAACUACAGAGCAGAAGAUGUGGAAAAACUGUCACUGCGGAUGAAAAAUGGUCUUGGCAGCUCAAAGUACAAACCGGCUGAAUAUAAAAGACUACAAGCCAUUGUUGAUGUGAAACGCCAGGAGACUGAUCUAAUUGGACAAAAGGUUCAGAAGACUCGCUGUGCAGCCAAGGCAACCAAGGAGAGCUCCAUAUUACGGCAGCACAGACAGGUGUGGAACAGAGAGUGCUCCAGGCUGCAAAAGGCUGAGGAGAAGGCUGAGAAUGACAUCCAUGAUUUUCUACAGCAGAUCAAGCCAAAUGGUAGAACAGACACUGCCACCUUCUCACUUCAGGAUUAUGGGCGGCUCCUAGAUAGGGAGAGGGAGGCAUUCCGGAUAGCUACCGUGGAGCCUGUUCUUCAGCUCAAGGAUGAUCUGUGCUUCAGACUGGGUGAAGUACAACAUCAACAGCUCACUGCCCACCGAUCAGUCUGGGAACAAGUAAUACAACAGGUGACCUUUGUGAAAGACCAGCAGGAUGACAUAAAAGCAAAACUUCAUGCAGAGUUCCUGGCCCUGGAGGAGGAGAUCUCUGGCCUUGGCAUGGAGAAAUAUCUUACCAGUGCUUCAGACAGUCCCGUAAGCAUAGAAAACAUUGCAGAAGAGGUUGAUUCAGACUGCCCUUACCCAGAACUCAAGGACUCCCUGAUCCAGGCCUUCUACUCCCUGUCAGAAAUAUACCACAGCAGGCUGCAGCAUCUCCAAGAGCAACUGCAAAGAACUAACAGGUUCUGUGGCUGGUGUGCAGACGACCACCAACGCUUCCAGUUCACUUUGUCUCUGUACACUCCUGAUAUACCCAACCACAGGGCGCUCUGCAUGGACAUGCUGCAAAGACUGUUCCCUGAGAAAACUAGACAAGAGCUGAUGGAGCAUGAACGUUUGUGGGACCGGCAGCGCUUCACCGAGGCACAGCUGAGAGCAGUGACCCAGAAGUGGCAGCGGGACCAGGAAGAGCUGCUGGCCAGAGCUCUGGUCAUGCUGCAGGAGGCGAGACAUGCCCACCAGGAGGAGCUGGAGCUCCAUAGAGACCGCCAGCACCAGCUGGACAUCUGCUCGCAUCUCAGAGAGAAGCUGCAGCAGUGGCGGGCCCAGCAGGAGGAGGUGGCGAAGCUGGAGGCAGCUAUAGCUGCUAGACAGCAGGAGGAGGAAGAGGCGAGGUUAAAGAGGGAGCAGGAGAAGGAGACUGCCAUCAGAUCGCAGCAGAAAGAAAAAGUCAGGCAGUUUUAUUUAAAGCAGCAGAAGAGGAGGGGGGUGCAAGGGCAGAGGGAUCAAGAAAGACUCGCUAAUCUGAGAAGCGUCAUGGAGGAACAGGCAAGGCGAGAUAAAGAGAGGGUACAGUUUCGGGCAGAUAUGUUGCAGUGGCGAAGGGAGGAGAGAGAGGCGCGGGAGCUUGAGCGGCAGAGAGAAGAAGAAGAGAAACAGAAUCGUCUGGAAGUUCUCAGAAACCAGGUUGGGGUGGUGGCAGAGGCAGACCCAGAGAGGAUGAUGGCAGAUACAGAGGCUUGGAGAAGUCGACACUUGAAUGUAAAGUUUGAGUUUGAGCUCCAAAGGCCUCUCUACAGUAUUAACACGUACACAGACACACAGUGGCAGGUCCCACUGGGGUGCGGAGACACGAAGCACCGGUCGUUGUCUCCUCACACCCUGCAGAAAACGCUUCACGAGGGGGUGGUUGAAGACAGGAGCCAAACCUUUGGAGGUUGGCCGAGCACCGGCAGCGUGGCUAUGGCGCCUGACUCCUGUGACAGAGCCCCCCAGACCUGA
Messenger RNA from Micropterus dolomieu (smallmouth bass), 2478 nucleotides. RefSeq names its product coiled-coil domain-containing protein 148-like. The transcript is spliced from 17 exons. The coding region runs from base 640 to 2478 and encodes 612 amino acids. Lineage: Eukaryota; Metazoa; Chordata; Actinopteri; Centrarchiformes; Centrarchidae. The record is from RefSeq and is a predicted model, not a curated record.